This is a messenger RNA of Chelonoidis abingdonii (Abingdon island giant tortoise), 3536 nucleotides long. Lineage: Eukaryota; Metazoa; Chordata; Testudines; Testudinidae. The record is from RefSeq and is a predicted model, not a curated record.
AUGGCACACGGUUCAGACUCCGUGCUGAGGAACGCGGCCUGCCCCACCCACUCCUGCAGCUCAGGCAGCGACACCAGCGCAGCCACCCGCUACUUGCUGAGGAAGCAGAACCGGCUGGUUAACGGGCACCCACGGGGCAUCCGCACUUCAUCGCCCAUGGGACGGGUCAUUCUCAUCAACUCGCCCAUCGAAGCCACCGGCGACGAGAGCGACGUGAUCAACGUCAUCACGGUGGAGAAGAGCGUGGACGGGAAGCUGGGCUUCAGCGUGCGGGGCGGCUCAGAGCACGGGCUGGGCAUCUUUGUCAGCAAAGUGGAGAAGGGCAGCAGCGCCGACUUGGCCGGCCUGUGCAUCGGGGACAAAAUCACGGAGGUGAACGGCGUGAGCUUGGAGAGCAUCACCAUGGGGAGUGCUGUCAAAGUCUUGACUGGGAACAACCGGCUGCGGAUGAUGGUGAGGCGCAUGGGAAAGGUGCCAGGGAUUAAAUUCUCCCGAGAAAAGACCACGUGGGUGGAUGUCGUGAACAGGCGCCUGAUCGUGGAGAAGAGCGGGUCGACCCCGUCGGACAGCAGCUCCGAGGGCGGUGUGAGACGCAUGGUCCACCUGUACACCACCUCCGACGACUACUGCCUGGGCUUCAACAUCCGCGGGGGCAAGGAGUUUGGCCUCGGCAUCUACGUCUCCAGUGUUGACCCUGGCGGGCUAGCGGAGCAGAACGGGAUCAGAGUGGGAGAUCAAGUCCUUGCAGCCAACGGAGUCAAGUUCGACACCAUCAGCCAUAGCAGGGCAGUGGAAGUGCUAAAGGGGCAGACGCACAUCAUGCUGACUAUCCGGGAGACGGGCCGCUUCCCCGCCUACAAGGAGAUGGUGGCUGAGUACUGCUGGCUCAGUCGGUUGACCAAUGGCCAACUGCAGCAGCUCUCGCAGGCCUCGGAGACCAGCUCCUCCGUCUCCUCCUGCUCCUCGGGGACCCCCCUCAGCUCCCUGGAUGGGCAGCCCCCGGCCCUGCUCUCCAGCCCCACCCCGGCCCGCAUGGUGGACGUCUCCAUCUCCACAGAGGACCCUCCGGCGCACAGCUGCUCCCUGGAGCGAGUGGAGACGGCCAUGCAGACGGACCUGCCCCCUGAGACCCGGCGCAUCGUGCACCCGCUGGAGAUCCUGAAGGACACGGCCAUCCGGGCCGAGAGCCUUCAGGACCCGCUCCCCAGCAAGAAGCACAGGCCCUUCUCCGGCUCGCCCCGGACGGCCCUGCUCCUGGCGCUGAGCCGGCCCCGGCAGCCCCUCAAGAGAUCCCAGAGCUACCUCACCGUGGGCGAGGAGAAGAGGCAGGAGCCACCAGCGCCCACCGGGGACAAGGCCAGACUGCGGCGCUCCAAGACCCUCGUUAACCUCUUCUUGCGAGGCAGCCGAGCGAAGCAGAGCUGGGCGCCGGGCAGCGAGGGGGCUGGGCCGCCCAGCCCCCUGGCCACUGAGGAGUCCCCCGCCAGCCCAGAGCAGGAGAAAGCCAGCGCCCUGCAGAAAUUUGUCAGCCGGAGCCUGAAGCGGGACAAAGGCCGCCCCGUCAGCUUCCUGGGCUCCCCAGGGCGCGCCGGCCAUGAGCCCAGCCCAGCCGCUGAGAGCUGCCUCCCGCUGCUCCGGGAUGUGGCCAGGAAGCUGCUGACGGAGGACGAGGUGACGGCCGUGCUGCGCCACUGCACCCGGUAUGUCCAUGAAGGUAGGGUGGAGGACUUGGUGAGGCCACUCCUGGCCAUCCUGGACCGGCCUGAGAAACUCCUGCUUCUGAGGGAUGUCAGGAGCCUGGUCAGUUCCACCGACCUGGGCCGCUUCGACAGCAUGGUUGUGCCGCUGGAGCUGGAGGCGUACGACACCUUGAAAAGCAGAGCAGACCGCCGGGGAGGGUUCCUGCUGCGGCCGCUCCAGGCUCCGGAGCCGGGGGGCGCCGAGGACGGGGGGGGGCUGGCGCCGAGGGCAGAGCCAGAGUGGCUGAAGGGCUCCCCCAGACCGACUCACCCGUGCGGCUACACGCCCCUGCCCGACGUGCCCGUGGACGCCUGCGCUGGCCCCCACAACACCCCUGCAGCUCCAGCUGCCAAUGGGCCCUGGCUGCUGGCGGAGCCUGCCAGGCAUUCGGGACUCGUGCCAUGUCCCGACCCCUCCGCAGAGGCGUUGGCGCAGCCAGCAGGGCAGGGUGCCGAGCAGCCGCGUGCCCCCAGCUCCCCCGAUGGGCAGGGGGAGGCCGAGCCGGAGGGGGACUGGCUCUGCGUGGGGCUCAGCAAGCCCCGACGGGCUCGGCCACGGAUCUGCCAGCUCUUUGCGGGCAUCCCAGCGCCCAGCCAAGGGGCCCAGGGGGCAGAGGGGCUGGCCCACAAUGGCCCGGCCGAGGAGGAGUACGAGCUAAUGAGCGUUCGCCUCUCCAAGCUCAGGCAGUCCUUGGGGAUCAGCAUCUCGGGCGGGAUCGAGUCCAAGGUGCAGCCAAUGGUGAGGAUUGAGAAGAUCUUUCCCGGAGGGGCAGCGUUCCUGAGCAGGAGCCUGAAGGCUGGGGCCGAGCUGGUGUCAGUGGAUGGGGCGAGCCUGCAGAAUGUCACCCACCAGCGGGCGGUGGACCUCAUCCGCCAGGCCUACAGGACCAACCGGCAGGCGCCCAUGGAGCUGGUGGUGAAGGUGCCCAAGGCGGGAUGCAGCCCAGCCAGGGACGGCACCAGGCCAGCAGUGACGGGCUGAGUGAACAGACGUCUUCCAGGCCCACGGCAGGACAAGCAGAGCCUCAAGGACGAUGGGCAUCCAGCCCCACAAACCUGACUGCAGCCUGGCAGGAGUGGAGGACAAGCCCCCUGGCUCAGUGCGCUGCCCAAGAGCACCAGGUGGCUUCAGCCAGGCCCUGACACGUGCUGGUCUUGGGUGCAUGGGCGAGACUCAGCCCCGGGGGCAGGGAGGAGCAGCAGGGGGCUGCCACGCCAUGGGGCUGCAACCUCAGCCUGCCCCGCACCUUCCCCAGCUGAGCCAGGCUGCCCCCAUGUGUCGCCUCCUGCAGGUGACGGGUCACCGUGUUUUCCUGGCCCUCUGUCUGCCCCUGCUGGGCUAGUGAGGGGCCACGUGGCACCAAUGAGGGCACAGGGUGGCUGCUCAGCUCCCGCAGGAGGGGUCCCAGGGUUGGGACUGGCCUUGCUCCAGCAGCCCUGGCGGGGGAGGCUGGGAGGGCAGCACCUGAGGCCUCCCAUGUGCCACAGUCCAGCUGGCACCUCGCAGCCCGCAGGUCAGGGCAGCUCCCAGCCACAGCCCCAUAAUCCCUCUCUGAGCUGGGGGGCCCGGGAGAGGCUAAAGGCCCUACUACUGCUGCCAGGAGCUGCUGGGGGACCGUUCCACUCCCCCGGCACAGCCUGGCUUGGGGGGAGCAUUGUUUCUAGCAGGCUGCUUGUGCAGUGACUCCCCCAUGCCCCACCCCCUGGGGAGCGCUCCACUAGCUGGCUCCCACUGUAGGUUGUUAAUCUGUGUGGGGUACCCCAUGCACUUUAGAGGUACCCGGGCUCAGCCAGCUC